Messenger RNA from Oncorhynchus gorbuscha (pink salmon), 6450 nucleotides. Its product is annotated as death effector domain-containing protein-like. The record is from RefSeq and is a predicted model, not a curated record. Gene Ontology annotation, molecular function: DNA binding; protein binding. The transcript is spliced from 5 exons. NCBI's taxonomy places the organism in Eukaryota, Metazoa, Chordata, Actinopteri, Salmoniformes, Salmonidae. Gene Ontology annotation, biological process: regulation of apoptotic process; apoptotic process; extrinsic apoptotic signaling pathway via death domain receptors. The coding region runs from base 396 to 1646 and encodes 416 amino acids. Gene Ontology annotation, cellular component: nucleolus.
AAGAGAGAGAACUUCGAAGAAGGAAAGGAGUGUCUGGUUUACAAGAAUUCUAACGCGAACCGAAUUUGAGAUUUACUAGUCUAAACCAUUGUAACCCGGAUGUUAAUACUGCGUAGUGUACCGGAUGUUCUUUCAUUUUAGCUGAGAUACGAAAAUGGGCAUGCUAAUUGUUAGCCUCGUGAAAGAGUGUGAAAUUAUACACUUUAAUUGUGUUUUCUGAUCUUGAAGGAGCUAGUUAAGGGUUCAACCAAAAACGUUAACUAAGUAUCUACGGCAUUUCAAGUUAAAUGACUUUGAAUCAAGGUAUUAACUCAAGGAAACGUAGCUAAGGAAAGCAGUUGAAAUAUUCAGACACAACACAGAAGUUGUUGGGAUCGUUCACCCCUAACACAGUGAUGACCUCACAGCAGCAUUCUCUCCCCAAUGCAAAUGUCAACCCUCCCCUCCUCAUCCCCCAGAACUCAUUAGCUCACCCGGGCAGGCCUCACAUUCAUCCAAACCAGCUGGACUCUACUCAGAGUAGUGCUGCGGGGCACCCUGCCUCCCACACAGGUCUGAUGGGCGGUGUGGGGUCCUCGUCGGUGGGGACCUCCAGCGGAGUUGCAGUGAAUAGGGGCACGUUGGCCUCCUGCACUAACUCUGCCUCUUCAAGGACGCCCUCGUCAGGACGCUUUGAACCCUGGCCCGAGGAGGCUGUAGACAAUGCUUACGGCUUGUACUCACUGCACCGCAUGUUCGACAUAGUGGGAGCCCAGCUCACGCACCGCGACGUGCGAGUGCUCUCGUUCCUGUUCGUGGAUGUCAUUGACGAGUAUGAGCGCGGUGGCAUCAGGAGUGGCCGGGACUUCCUGCUGGCUCUGGAGCGCCAGGGGCGAUGUGAUGAGACCAACUUCAGACACGUCCUGCAGCUGCUUCGCAUCAUCACACGGCACGACCUGCUGCCCUAUGUCACACUCAGGAAGAGAAUGACCGUGUGCCCAGACCCAGUGGAUAAGUACCUGGAAGAGACGUCGGUACGUUAUGUGUCCCCCAGAAGAGGAGGAGAGAGCAGGGAGGCUGCACCCCACAGAAGGACAGGUCCCCAGCCAGUGAUCUGCUGUUCUCCAUCGGGGACCCAGGUGGGCCCUUCCCGCACCAAGCCAGGCCCCCCAUUACCCAGCCGCAAAAGAAAGAGGGCCUACGCCACAGGUGACUGCAGGGAAAAGCAAACCUGUGACAUCCGCCUACGAGUGCGUGCUGAGUACUGCCAGCAUGAAUCAGCGCUUCUGGGAAACGUUUUCUCCAACAAGCAGGAGGCUCUGGAGAGGCAGUUUGAGAGGUUCAACCAGGCAAACACUAUCCUCAAGUCCCGGGACCUGGGCUCCAUCAUCUGCGACAUCAAGUUCUCGGAGCUCACCUACCUAGAUGCUUUUUGGCGGGACUACAUCAACGGCUCCCUGCUGGAGGCCCUGAAGGGUGUCUUCAUCACAGACUCACUCAAACAGGCAGUGGGCCAUGAGGCCAUCAAACUCCUGGUCAAUGUGGAUGAGGAGGACUAUCAGGCUGGCCGCCGCAAGCUGCUCCGGAAUCUGGUCACAGGAGUGGGGGCAGGGUCUGCAGCUGAAACCGCAGCCACACUUGGAGGGAGCAGAGGGACUCCAUCCUAGAAACGCAUGCGUCUGCUGCUUUUAGCAGAGGGGGAACCAGUGUCCCGAAUAAGAGAACUUGACUUCAUGGUGAGGACAGGAGCAAGAAAAGUGAAAAGGCUGUUCUGUUUCAGGAAGAAGUGUGAGGGAGAAUGCUGGGUGCCCUGCCCUUUCAUCUAUGAAGGGAAUGUGAAAUAAAAGUGAUCCAAAGCAAGUGAGUCAGGAGAUGUGGAACACAGACCGAAGAGAAGUGCUUUGAAAGUUGAAGGGCUUUGUUCUUUCUGCUGGAGGGACAAUGCUAAUAUUUUCUAUUGUAACUUGUGAGUUGACUAUAAAAUCAGAUUUUACAUUUUCUUUUGUUUUCACACAUCUAUUUCCCAAAAAGUGUUUAUGAAAUUUCCCCUUGUAGACUUUCUUCACAUGGCUAUAAGCGGGCAAGUCACUGUUGGGACAUUUUGCAUUUUGUUUAUUGCCAGGCUAGGACAGAAUCCUUGUAAGCCAGAGACAUUACCAUCAUACAAUUAUUUGGUAGUAAAUAAGUCUGAAAUUUUCUCACUGCUGGUACCUUGCUGUCAAAUGAACAAAUAUUGUGAACCAAAUCAACAAGAAUGAUUCACAAUAUUUGUUCAUUUGACAACAAGGUACCAGCAUUUUGAGAAGGGAAAAAAUAUUAACCUUACCGAGAAGUGCUUGAAAAUUUGUUGCAUCACAAACAUGCAUUCAAUAAAAUAUAGAAUGCACUUUUUUUUAAAGCGCUAAGUCAUGUUGAAGUCAUUUUGCUCCCUAAAUACUGUAUCUGGGCAAUUCCACGGUAGCAGUAACACUGAGACAGCCAAUGUUUCACUUUAAACUGUAUGCCAAACAAAAACCUAUGAUUACAAAGUUAAACUAAGCAUACAACUCUAUGCACAAGAACUUGUUUUAAAAAUUUCCGCAGAACAUUGCAUAUGAAAAGUUUGGUAACCGAAUUACAGCACAAAUUGUCAUUCUGUUACCAAACUUUGCAUCGGCACUGUUCUGUGUUUUUGUAACAUUUUCAGUUGGAAUUGUAAAAAUAGGCAGAGUUGUAAGGUUUGAUUAAUUUUGCAAUCAUUGGUUUUUGUUUAAUAUACAUUUAAAAAAGUCUCAGUAGCUAUGUUUCCAUCAACUUGUCAAGUGAAUUAUAUAUAUUUUUUCUGUCGACAUUUACAAAGUUUGCAUAGAAAAUGGUUGCGACAAUUGCCUGCUAUGGUGCGUUUCCAUUUAACUGUUGUGUGUAUUUAAAAAUAAACGCUGGGCGUAAUGACGGCACUUUUAAAAAAAGGAAAGUGUUGAAUAAAAAUGAAAUGGUUGAAGUGUUUCCAUUAUCCAUUUAGGCAAAUUGCGCGUGACUAAAUUGGCGACAGCCUGUAUGCCCUCCCACCUAUCUGUUUCAUGUCUCAGGUAGACCAAGUUAUCUGGAUAGAAUGCAAUAGUUGACCGAUAUUUGCCGUAGUCUUUAAAAAAAUAUUUAUACAUUUUACCCCUUUUUCAUAAUGUCCAAUUGGUAGUUAGUCUUGUACCAUCGUUGCAACUCCCGUACGGACUUGGGAGAGGCGACGGUCCAGAGCCCUGCGUCCCCUGAAACAAAACCCUGCCAAGCCACACUGCUCGCUUAACCAGCCGCACCAGUGUGUUGGUGGAAACACAGUCCAGCUGGCGACCGCAGUCACCGUGCAAGCGCCCGGCCCGGCACAAGGAGUCGCUAGAGCGCGAUGGGACAAGGAUAUCCCGCCGGCCUAACCUGGAUGACGCUGGACCAAUUGUGUGCCGCCUCAUGGGUCUCCCGGUCGCCUGCGACACAGCCUGGGAUCGGACCCAGGUCUGUAGUAAUGCCUUUAGCGCUGCGAUGCAGUGCUUUAGACCGCUGUGCCAAUCGGGAUGUCUUAUUUGCCAUAUUCUAAUCAUAAUCGUGCCAAUGUAGCGCCACGGCCCGUGCCAUGGUGACUCCUGUAGAUCUGUAAUAAUUGGAUGGUGCAACUUGCAUCCAGCCAACCAGAAAAGCAGGGCGAAGCAAUUCAGGGAAUUUUGAAAGUCAAAACAAUCCUUGUUCUGCAAAGAAACAUUUUUUAAAUUGAAGAUUAGAUUUAGCAAGCAGUAGGCAUUUACAAUGAAAUGUGGAGUGGAGCUUUUAUAGUUACGUGUAUCACAUGCCCGCAUACAUUAAAAAUUGCCAAUCAUAAUUCAUUUGAAAAAGUUUCCAUAAUUUGUUGCAAUAAAUAAAGUUAGACGACAGAAAAAUCCACCCAUGUUGAACGGAUAAUAAUUCUCAUAUCUGCCGUUUCCAUUACACGUGGCACAUUAUUUUGAUGUGACAUUGCUUGGUCAAUGGAAACCUGCCUCGUGUCAUUUACUGUACUGUGGAAUUGCCCGUCUACUCUCCCGUAUAAAAAAAUUGUUAAAUUGUAUUCACCCAUGGCUCAGAUUUCUUAGUGAUUUUGCAUGUCAAAAUUUGCAUUUAAUUUAAAAAAAUGCUACAUUUAUUCUUUAAGCAAUUGUUUUGUUAUCGUUAUAUUUGUGACAGGUACAACCUCUCUGUCUCUUCUAAAUCCACAUGAAAUCAAUCAUCCGUUUACUAUACCUUUUUUGAUGUCAAUGUAAAUUAUCAUGAAUAUUCGCCUCUAGUAGAGAAGCAGGUUGGCAUUUAUUGUCAUGAGUCUUUAACCAGGAAACAGUGAUUCUGCAGAGGUCACUAUAGCUGGCACAGCCACAAAGUCAUAAGAUCUGAUUUUAAACCUAACCUUAACCACACUGGUAACCCUAAUGCCUAACCUUAAAUUAAGCCCUAAAAGCAAAUAUUUGUUUUCAUGAAUUUUUCAAUAUAGCCAAUUUUGACUUUGCAGUUGGCCCAUCUAGUGGAAUUUACUCUGACAUUACUUACAUUAACCAAUCAGGAUUAGACAUGAUGUUAUUUUGGAAUUUGAAAUGGAAAAAAUACUAAUUUAGAUAAUGACAUGCAUAAAUCAAACUUUCAGAAAAAGAAAGACAACGUUUUGAGUUGAUCAAUAUUGAUUCAGUGCUAUCUUUGAUCUGCUUUCCAAGUCAUCUAAAAUUUUACUACAAUUGCUAAUUUUGUUUUGUGCAAAUGUUCAAGACAAAUAAUUGGUGAUUUAUUUUGGACCAAAUUUUCAGGGCAUGUCUGCGUCAAGGAUUCUAUUAUGUUUGGCUGGCAUAGAUUAAUCUUUGUCCACAGUUAAAUAGCCUACAAUCAGACACAAUUUAGCAUGGUUAAGUGCUACCCCAGUUAAGAGCCUCCGAUACUUACUUUAGGAAGUUAACAUUGAGCAAAGACUGCCAUUUGAAUAUUUAAUACAGUUCCCCUCAUUUUGUAAUUUGUUGGUAAAUUAAUGUUAUAGAUGAGCAUUUUUCGCACUUUUGCAGAGCAGCCAUUAAAUAUUUUAUGGAAGAUGAAACCGCUUUCAAAAAUUACUCUUGAUUUUAACUCUAGUUAAUAAAAUGAUCAGUGACAUUCCCCUUUACAUGGUCAUUUAAGAAAAUAGCUAGUCCUAAUUGGUGCUAAAAUCUUAUCUUGGUACAUAAAAGGAUCUGUCUGGUAGUUUGAAGUAAGAAUGCCAGAAAUUAGGGUUGUUUAGCAAUUUGACACAUGCCAUCUUUUAUUUUAGGAUCAGUUUUACUGCUACCUUUUCUUGCUAACCCAAUUAUCUUUAGAUAGAUAGUUGUAUAAAAAAGUCCCCUCGGCCAACUGAAGUUAUUGAGGAGUUUCCCAUACCAACCCUUGGGCACAUGUCAGAAAAGGACACACCACACUUUAAAGCCACUGUUACGAUGGGAUGUUUUUCUAAUGGAAUAUAGCAAAGUUGCAAACUGGUAUCUAUUGUACACAGUGGACAAAUAAUUAGGAACACCUUUCUUAUUGAGUUGUACCCCUUUUACCCUCAGAAGAGUCACAAUUUGUCUGGCAUGGACUCUACAAGGUGUCGAAAGUAUUCCACAGGAAUACUGGCUCAUGUUGACCCCAAUGCUUCCAACAGUUGUGUCAAAUUGGCUGGAUGUCCUUUAGGUGGUGGACCAUUGUUGAUACACACGGAAAACUGUUGUGUGAAAAACCAGCAGCAUUGCAGUUCUUGGCACCUACUGCCAUACCUCAUUCAAAGGCACUUAAAUAUUUUGUCUUGCCCAUUCACACUCUGAAUGACACAUACACGAUCUGUCUCAAUUAUUUCAAGGCUUAAAAAUCCUUCUUUACUCUGUCUCCUCCCCUUCAUCUACACUGAUUGAAGUGGAUUUAACAGAUGUGAUCAUAGUUUUCACUGGUAUUCACCUGGUCAGUAUGUCAUGGAUGGAGCAGGUGUUCCUAUUUUUUUGUGCACUCAGUAUAUAGGUUCUAUACUAGUUUUUAAAUAUCUGACUGAAGAUAGAUUUCAUGUCUGAUCAUGAUCCCCAGAAACUUGAGACAACUUUUGUAACCUGAAGAUAAUUCAUUAGGUUAUAUUUAAUUUGCUUUGCAAAUUUUUUACUGCAUUUUUCUUGCGUAGUGCAAGCAAAUGGGACUGUUCAUAAAUUGGAGAGAUGUGUAUUGUCAAUACCAUACAGCUGAUGGGCACUUUAUUUUUUUAACUGUUUAAAAUAUUUAGCUGUACCACACAAACAUUAGUCAAAUCCACCACUCAGAAAUCUAGGACAUAAAAGCAAAAAAUGCAUCACAUUGUUGUCGACCAUUUUAUUUUGUAAUUAUUUUGUGUUGACCAAGAAAGAGAUUGUGGUAUUAUGUGAAUAUGAACAUGGUUAUAGGUGAUGGGUACAUUUUAAUGUCUGUAAAAAAAAAUAAAGAUCUAUAAAAAUGUUG